UGUAUCACCAUUUAUAAGGGUGGCAUUAUUGGCUGCAUUAAGGAAGUUCGGGCUGGCAACUCUGGUCCACAGGGUUUUCCGAAACCUCCGUUCGCGAAAAGAUUUAAAAUGUUUAAUUAAACGCAGUCUGCGCGUGAAAACAAUGAAUAAAACUCAGUAAAACGGGCGGCGGGGAAACGAUGUGCAAGUGAAAACUGCGGAAAAGGCGGCAGCAGAGAGCGACACAGCGCGUAAAUAAGGAAGGCAGUCGAAAAAAAUCGAUUUUUCAGAGCAGGAUGCUGAAACUUUGAAGGAAUUCAGAAACUGUAGAGAAGACACCCCCAGAAUGCCGGAAAACCUGGAGCUGCAGCAGUUCCAGGAGGGCGCCCCGCCCCCAGAUCCCGCCCCCCGUUGGCUGGAGCGCCUGCAGCGUCGAUUGGGCGCCGACUGUCCCUACUUGGGCAUCCUGCUGGCCACGCUCUCUUCGCUGUUUUUCUCCCUGUGCUCGGUGAUUGUAAAGGGACUGGUGGACGUGAACCCCAUGGAGCUGGCCUCGUUUCGAUUCGUUGGUGUCCUGCUGCCGGCACUUCCCAUCCUGAUAUACACCCGACAGCCGGUGUUUCCGGAGGGCAAACGGGUGAUACUGCUGCUGCGCUGCUUCAUGGGCACAACGGGUCUGAUGCUCAGCUUCUAUGCCUUCCGACACAUGCCCCUGGCGGAUGCAAGUGUCAUCAUCUUCUCCACGCCCGUUUUCGUGGCCAUUUUUGCACGUGCUUUCCUCAAGGAGCCGUGCACGCUCUUCAAUGUGCUGACCAUCAACUUGACAUUGGUCGGUGUGGUCCUGAUCACGCGGCCACCCUUCGUAUUCGGAGACACCGCCGAGAGUGAGGAUGUUGCUGGGAAGACGUACGACAUCUGGGGUCCUGUGGCCGCCAUAUCAUCUACACUCUUCGGAGCCAAUGUGUACAUCCUGCUGCGGGCGCUCAAGAACCUGCACUUCUCCGUAAUUAUGACGAAUUUCGGUACCAUCGCUUUGGUCUACACGCUUAUCGUUUGCGGAUCCAUUGGAGCUGUGUGCUGGCCCAGCUGCGGACGGGAUCGCUGGCUGGUCGUUGUACUGGGCGUGUUCAGCUUCCUGGGCCAGAUCCUGCUCACUCUAUCCUUGCAGAUCGAACAGGCCGGACCAGUGGCCAUUGCUCGCUGCGCCGACAUCGUCUUCGCCUUCAUCUGGCAGAUGCUCUUCUUCGGCGAAACUCCCACCGCGUACUCGCUGGUGGGUGCCGUGAUGGUGAUGGGAUCCGUAGUUCUGACUGCGCUGAAAAAGUGGGCAGGUACCCUGCCACGCGAGUCGUCGCUGAGGAAGCGAUUCAGGCUCAUCCUGCUGGAAUGAAGUGGUUAUACAGUGAUUUUAACUAAAGAAGUUCGCGGUUUCUCCCCCGUCUUGACAUCGUUCUCACCCAAUCCCGGCCAGCAUCAGAGGCCGGCAAACAACCCAGUUCAUUCAUCGUAGACUCUACUUAUAUCAAGGCUCAGAUCGUAGAUUAAUCAAAAUAUAUAAGAAGGGACGCGUGAUAUCCUCUCCACUCAUAAGUAAAUACUCGUAGUGCGUGUUUAGUUUAGCCAAUUUCGCCGAUUUGUUGUUUUGUACAUUGUUAUACAUGCUUAAAAUACGAUAAUAAAUACAACUUAUGAGUAAAAUAGAAACCAGUCAUAAUUUGAAUUUCAACUUUGCGCUUUUUCCGCCGUUAUCGGUUUCUACACUCUACGUACGUAGUACACACCAAAUUCUAAAUGAUUAUUUAUAUUUUUUGUUUAAAUAAUUAUAAAAAUGA
Drosophila teissieri is the source of this 1811-nucleotide messenger RNA. RefSeq names its product solute carrier family 35 member G1. The record is from RefSeq and is a predicted model, not a curated record. Gene Ontology annotation, cellular component: membrane. Lineage: Eukaryota; Metazoa; Arthropoda; Insecta; Diptera; Drosophilidae. The transcript is spliced from 2 exons. The coding region runs from base 326 to 1369 and encodes 347 amino acids.